AUGGCCCGCACCAAGCAGACCGCCCGCAAGUCCACUGGUGGCAAGGCUCCCCGCAAGCAGCUCGCCUCCAAGGCCGCUCGCAAGUCCGCGCCGUCAACCGGUGGUGUCAAGAAGCCUCACCGCUACAAGCCCGGUACCGUCGCUCUCCGUGAGAUCCGUCGCUACCAGAAGUCGACCGAGCUCCUCAUCCGCAAGCUGCCCUUCCAGCGUCUUGUCCGUGAGAUUGCUCAGGACUUCAAGUCGGAUCUCCGCUUCCAGUCCUCUGCCAUCGGCGCUCUCCAGGAGUCCGUCGAGGCCUACCUCGUCUCGCUCUUCGAGGACACCAACCUCUGCGCCAUCCACGCCAAGCGUGUCACCAUCCAGUCCAAGGACAUCCAGCUUGCUCGUCGUCUCCGUGGUGAGCGUGGUUAA
Molecule: messenger RNA, 411 nt
Organism: Ascochyta rabiei
Lineage: Eukaryota; Fungi; Ascomycota; Dothideomycetes; Pleosporales; Didymellaceae
Product: histone H3.1
Exons: 3
Coding region: 1-411 (136 amino acids)
Biological process (GO): rRNA transcription
Cellular component (GO): nucleosome
Molecular function (GO): DNA binding; structural constituent of chromatin; protein heterodimerization activity
Source: RefSeq, a predicted model, not a curated record